Messenger RNA from Penicillium verhagenii, 954 nucleotides. Its product is annotated as NAD(P)-dependent oxidoreductase. The coding region runs from base 1 to 954 and encodes 317 amino acids. The record is from RefSeq and is a predicted model, not a curated record. The transcript is spliced from 2 exons. NCBI's taxonomy places the organism in Eukaryota, Fungi, Ascomycota, Eurotiomycetes, Eurotiales, Aspergillaceae.
AUGUCCGGGCCUCAUCAGACCCGGACUAUUGGUGUCAUAGGCCCCGCGGGGUUUGGUGGUUCGUACCUGUGUGUUGAACUUCUCCGCAGAGGACACGCAGUAAUUGGACUCUCGCGCAACCCUGAAUCAUUCGGUUCAUGCCCAGGCUAUACGCCCAGAGGGCUUGACAUUGAAUCAGCCAGCAUAGAAGAUAUGGCCAGAGAUUUCAGCGAUAUUGAUGUACUGGUCAGCCAAUAUGGCGCACAUACGCAAGGGGCGGGUGCACUUCAAUACAUGCCUUAUAUAGAGGUGGUUCGAAAAAUGAUUCUCGCUGUCAAGCUAGCCAAUAUCAAAUACUUCGUGUUUGUAGGUGGAGCUGGUAGCCUCUUGGUCCCAACGACACAUGAUUCGUUGGCGGACCACCCGUCAUUUUUCCUUUCAUACCGGCGGCAGAUGGCGGAAAGCGACGCGCACGUACAAUAUAUGGAGGAACGUCUUGGUCCCAUCGGGGAAGGCUUGCGAGUAUACCGGAAUGCCCAUCUUGCCGUGAAAUCUGGGAAGGCUACAACCACGGACCUGCAGACGAUCGAUGCAUAUGAAAAUAAUGUUCGCAAAAAUGAUCGUGCGUCCGAUUACAUAAAAGCUGGAAGGGCUUCGCUCUUGUUCUUCGAAGGGAACACGUCGUUUCCGUGGACUUUUGUCUCUCCUAGUCCAUUGUAUAGACCAGGUCCACGAACGGGAAGCUAUGAGAUUACCAUCGACUAUGUUCCUCUAAAGGGAGUUCAAAAAGACGAGAAUAAUGUUUUGGAAGGUCGAUUAACGGGAAUCUCAGCGGCGGACCUUGCCGCUGCCAUUGUGGAUGAAAUCGAGUCCCCGAAGCUCCUACAUAAGCACUGGACUGCCACGGCCGAUUUGUCCAAUGACACGGCCUAUCCCUGUUAUGUAACGGCCAAGAAUAUCCACGAACACAUAUAG